GGCUCGGCGACCCCCGGUCCGGGCGCGGGGCUCACGCGGGCUGCGGGCGGUGCCGGUCCCCGUGCUCAGGGGAGGGGACGCCCCGCUCCCCGCCGCAGACCUUCGCUACGAACUGCUGCCCGCCCAUCCCCGCCUCCCGGGCCGAAGGUUCCUCUCUCGGGUUUAUCCCUCCAGUUCAUGUUUCAUCGCUCCGCGCUCAAAGAGCGGCCAUAAACGCUGGCCCGGCCCCCGGAGCCGCCCACGAGGGGCCGGGCGGGCCCCGCCGGCCGUGGCGGAGGGGACCCGGCCGCUCGGCAGAUGAGGGGCGGGAGGGCUGCGGCCCUGCGGGUGCCGGUGCCCGCCAUCGAGUUCCCUGAGGAGAGCCUGGAGCCGUGCUUUGACGACUCAGAUGUGCCGGCGGAGCUGCGAGUUGCAAACAGAUCUCAAAAAUUUCUGAAGUUUACUUCGACCAUCCAGAACCAGCUGCUGCUUGUCUCACUGCUAGAGCAUCUCUGCCACAUGUACACGCACAACCCCGUUCACUCCAGGGGUUUGUUCCGAAUUCUUCGUCAGACUUUCACAAGAACAGGGUUACUCUCCCCUUUUGUCUUUUGUGAUGAAUUCAGUACUAUAAGACUGCAGCACAACAGAGCCAUUACUGAACUGAUGAAAGCAGCUAAUCAACAACUACUUAAUGGGGAACUUGAUAACGGAGAGCCUCUUGCAAUUGGGGAAAAAGAAGUUCUCUUUGAAGCACAAACUUCACGAUACUUGAAUGAAUUUGAAGAGAUUGCAAGGCUAGGAAAAGGAGGAUAUGGCAAAGUAUACAAGGUCAGAAACAAGUUAGAUGGUCAGUUCUAUGCUAUUAAAAAAAUUAAAAUUAAGAAGGCUACAAGAAGAGAUUGUAUGAAGGUGCUCCGAGAAGUCAAAGUGCUGGCUGGGCUGCAGCAUCCCAGUAUCGUAGGCUACCACACUGCUUGGAUGGAGCAAGUUCAAACAGUACAUCCAAAAGGUAAAACAACAAUGGAGUUGCAGCCGUUAUUUUUGGAGCAAGAGAGUAGCAAUGAUCACUGUCACAUCCAGAGUGUGGAAAGUGGUAGUUCAAUUAUCUUUGCUGACCUUACCUCACAAGAAGAGAAGUCCUGUGACAGUACCAGUCUUAAAAAUGUGCGUAGAGAAUCAGUGCAGAAUAUGGAUGUAAGGAAUGACUUUACAAACAGCAACAGCAAAGAGUGUGUGAAACCAGAUAAAUGUGAACUAUACACAGAACUACAAGAAGGCUUUGCAAAUGUUAAUGGUUUAUCAACUGGUGUGGACAAUCAUUCAACAUCCAGUGUGGAUCAAGAUGUUAGGACUGAAAGUGAGUCCAGCUCUGAAAGCAAGUCCUGCUCUGAAGGAUGCUCCAAAAAGGAGGUAGCUCUCUGUGGAGAGUUUGAGGUGGAGUAUCAUUUGAUGCUUCAUAUACAAAUGCAGUUGUGUGAAACAUCCCUGUGGGAUUGGAUUGCUGACCGUAAUAGAAGAUGCAACAAGAGAUCAGAGGACACUUCUAGUCCAUACCAUCUCGUGGAUGCUCGCUGGACAAUGAGGAUUUUCCAGGAGGUAGUAGAAGGAGUUCGCUAUAUCCACAGCAUGGGAGUGAUGCAUCGAGACAUUAAACCUAGAAAUAUCUUUCUACAUGGAUCAGAUCAUCAGGUGAAAAUAGGUGACUUUGGAUUAGCCUGCAAAGACCUUCUUUGGGAUGAUGCAGACCAGUUUCAGACAGAACAGAUAAAUGGACUGACACAUACUUCAGGAGUGGGGACCUGCCUCUAUGCCUCACCAGAACAACUGCAGGGAUCUCACUACGAUUUCAAGUCAGACAUGUACAGCAUGGGUGUUAUCCUGCUAGAACUCUUCCAACCAUUUGGAACAGAAAUGGAAAGAACAGAAGUUCUUACACGUUUAAGGACUGGCCAGAUUCCUCCCACUUUCUCCAAGAAAUGGCCUACUCAGGCCAAGUACGUGAAACUCCUCACCAGUCCGAGAGCUGCGGAACGCCCAACAGCGGCUCAGCUUCGCGACAGUGAGCUCUUCCACACCACAGACCAGGUUAUUUCUAACCUCCAACAGAAGGUGAGACAGCAAGAAGAAGAAAUAGAGAAACUGAGGGAGACAAUAAGACGGCUUUCUGAAGAGCAAGAUGAACAAACAAGACUAGGCUCUCCUGUUUAAGUACAGGAAGAACUAACCUCCAUUGUGUGUUAAGGUGUAUAAAAUGUUUCUUUUUUUACAUAAAAUAUUUGAAUGCA
Molecule: messenger RNA, 2267 nt
Organism: Catharus ustulatus (Swainson's thrush)
Lineage: Eukaryota; Metazoa; Chordata; Aves; Passeriformes; Turdidae
Gene: EIF2AK1
Product: eukaryotic translation initiation factor 2 alpha kinase 1
Exons: 15
Coding region: 298-2190 (630 amino acids)
Biological process (GO): protein phosphorylation
Molecular function (GO): ATP binding; protein kinase activity
Source: RefSeq, a predicted model, not a curated record